Pseudophryne corroboree (corroboree frog) is the source of this 1650-nucleotide messenger RNA. RefSeq names its product keratin, type I cytoskeletal 47 kDa-like. The record is from RefSeq and is a predicted model, not a curated record. Bases 132 to 1574 code for a protein of 480 amino acids. Lineage: Eukaryota; Metazoa; Chordata; Amphibia; Anura; Myobatrachidae. The transcript is spliced from 8 exons. Gene Ontology annotation, biological process: epithelial cell differentiation; intermediate filament organization. Gene Ontology annotation, molecular function: structural molecule activity. Gene Ontology annotation, cellular component: cytoskeleton.
AUUUUUUUUUCUAUAGGAGGAUGUUCAUUUUAUAACUGAAACACCCACUAGAACCCAUAUAAAUAGAACCUAAAGGCCAGUCUGUGUAUCCACACUUGUCUGGGUCAGAGGGACACCACCAAAAUAUCACCAUGGCUAAUCGCUCUGUUAGAGGUUCAUCCUAUCAAACAUCAAGUUCAGGAGGGUAUGGGGGUAGCAGCUAUGGAGGAAACUCAGGUGGUGGCUUUGGAAGUGGUUUUGCUGCUAGCGGCUACGGUGGUGGAUCCAGUAGUGGGUAUUCCUUAGGCUCUGCUGGUUUAGGUGGGGGUGGAUUUGGGGGCUAUGGUGGUGGAUCCGGUGGUGGGUUUUCCUUAGGUUCUGCUGUUGGUUUUGGUGGAGGUGGAUCUAGUGGCUUUGGUGGCUCUGCUGGAAGUGAGAAGCAGACAAUGCAAAACCUCAAUGACCGUCUAGCCUCUUACCUGGAUAAAGUGAGAGCACUGGAGGCUUCCAAUAAUGACCUGGAAAUUAAGAUCAGAGAAUGGUAUGAAAAACAAACUAGUGCUCAUGGAACUGCCACAGGCAAAGAUUACAGCAAAUACUAUGAGACCAUCAAUGACUUGAGAAGCAAGAUCCUGGCUGCCACUAUUGAAAACUCUAGAGUUGUUCUGCAAAUUGACAAUGCCAGACUGGCUGCUGAUGACUUCAGACUGAAGUAUGAGAAUGAACUGGCUCUCCGCCAGAGCGUGGAAGCUGACAUCAAUGGCCUCCGCAGAGUCCUUGAUGAACUGACCCUGUCUAGAGCAGACCUGGAGAUCCAGAUUGAGAGCUUGUCUGAAGAGCUAGCCUUCAUGAAGAAGAACCAUGAGGAGGAGGUGGGCAUUGCAAAGAGCAGUGCUGCUGGCCAAGUUAACGUAGAAAUGGAUGCUGCCCCAGGUAUCGAUCUCACAAAGCUUCUGAAUGACAUGAGAGCAGAUUAUGAAGCAUUGGCUGAGAAGAACCGUAGAGAAGCCGAGGCAUGGUUCGCCCAAAAGAGUGGUGAGAUAAAGCAGGAGAUCACAGCUGGCGUGGAACAAGUGAAUACAAGCAAGAGUGAAAUCUCUGACCUCAGACGUACCCUCCAAGGCUUAGAGAUUGAGCUCCAAUCUCAACUAGCAAUGAAAAAAUCCCUUGAAGAAACACUGGGUGAGACAGAAGGCCGCUAUGGACAACAACUUCAGCAGUUACAGAAUCACAUCAGCGGGCUAGAAGAACAGCUCAUACAGAUCAGAUCAGAUACGGAACGCCAGAGCCAGGAAUAUAGAGAGCUUCUUGAUAUUAAGACCAGACUAGAGCAGGAAAUUGAAACCUAUCGUAUCCUGUUGGAGGGAGAUUUAAGUCUACUGGGUUUCGGUUCAAGUUCAAGUUCAAGUGCAAACGUAGCCGUCAAAUCAUCUUCAUCUUCAUCAUCCGCACAGAUUACCCAAUCACAGACAUCUUCUGUAGACUCUAAAAAAGAUCCAAACAGAACCAGAAAAGUUAAGACCAUUGUUGAAGAAGUUGUGGAUGGAAAGGUUGUCUCAUCAAGGGUUGAAGAGGUUGAAGAAAAGGUCAAUUAAACAGAGAGAGGAAUCUGUGGCCGGAAGGCAGUGGUGUUGGCUUAUGGGACACUUCUAUUCUAAUCCUUUAAUUGAA